Messenger RNA from Sesamum indicum (sesame), 2013 nucleotides. RefSeq names its product protein NUCLEAR FUSION DEFECTIVE 4. Lineage: Eukaryota; Viridiplantae; Streptophyta; Magnoliopsida; Lamiales; Pedaliaceae. The record is from RefSeq and is a predicted model, not a curated record. Gene Ontology annotation, cellular component: membrane.
CAUUGCGAGCGAAAGAGUGGCUUAGAGAAUUUAAUGCAAUGCAUAGGCCACUAUGUAACCAUGGCGCACAUUCCUCCACACACAGACAUACAGAAAACACGCACAUAUACAUACAUGUAUGUGUAUCUAUACAUCUGAAUUUAGAGACAAGAUAAAUACACAGUACAGUUCCGAAGUGAAGGGAUGGAGGCAGGCAGAUGGAUAGCGGCGGCGGCCACGAUUUGGAUUCAGUGCAGCUGCGGCGCGUCCUACGCCUUCGGCAUCUACUCGCCGAUCCUCAAAUCGAGCCAAGGCUACGACCAGUCCACGCUUGACACCAUCUCCGUCUUCAAGGACAUCGGCGCCAACGCCGGCAUUCUCUCCGGCCUCCUAUACUCCGCCGUAUGCCGGCGCCGCCGUCACUCUCCGCUGUGGGGGCCGUGGGUGGUCCACGCGGCGGGCGCGGUCCAGUGCUUCGUUGGGUACUUCUUCGUGUGGCUGGCUAUCACCGGAGCCAUUCCACGGCCGCACGUGCCGGUCAUGUGCCUGUUCAUGUUCCUCGCCGCUCACGCGCAGACGUUUUUCAACACGGCUAACGUCGUCACCGCCGUCCAGAAUUUUCCCCACUACAGCGGGACUAUCGUCGGUAUUAUGAAGGGCUUCCUUGGUCUGAGUGGAGCAGUACUCAUUCAAGUGUAUCAGACACUAUUUGCAGGGGAACCCACUACUUUCCUCCUGAUGCUUGCAUUACUCCCAACUCUUGUUUCCCUUGUCCUUAUGUUUUUAGUGCGAGUCCAUCACAUACGAUCAAGCGAUCACGACAAGUUAUACCUGAACGAGUUCUCGUUGAUUUCCAUGAUCGUUGCAAUGUACCUCAUGCUUCUGAUACUCUUGAACAACAUCUUUGGUUUGUCUCAAUGGUCUCGUGCUCUUACUUUAGCCCUCCUCCUCAUUCUCCUCUCUUCACCUAUUUAUGUCGCGAUCAAAGCCCAAAAGCACAAUUUCAAUUAUGGACUAUCACAAACUUCCUCCACUUUGAAGUCCCCUUUCAUGAAACACGGUCACGAGUCAAUGGAACCAGAUAACUCGGAGAACGGAAUCCAGCAGUACAAGGGGACAACCUCGGAGACCAGUCUUGAUGAUGUCGUGGAAGAGUUGAAUCUCUUACAGGCAAUGAAGACGUUGAACUUCUGGCUAUUGUUUGUGGCAAUGCUGUGUGGGAUGGGGUCGGGCCUAGCGACAAUCAACAACAUCAGCCAAAUAGGGGAAUCCCUUGGCUAUACACCACGAGAGAGAAGCACAUUAGUGUCCUUGUGGAGCAUAUGGAACUUUCUUGGCCGGUUUGGGGCUGGUUACAUCUCUGACGUUCUGAUGCAUGCGAGGGGCUGGGCGAGGCCGUUGUUCAUGACACUUACUCUAGCAGCUAUGACUGCAGGCCACGUGAUCGUCGGGUCAGGUUUCCCUGGUAACCUAUACGUAGGCUCAGUGCUAGUAGGCGUGUGCUAUGGCUCGCAGUGGUCAUUGAUGCCCACUGUCACGUCUGAGAUAUUUGGUGUGCAGCAUAUGGGGACUAUAUUCAAUACCAUUGCCAUAGCUAGCCCUCUGGGAUCAUACAUUCUUUCUGUGAGAGUGAUUGGUUAUAUAUAUGACAAGGAGGAAUCAGGGGUGGGGAAUUCUUGCACUGGAACUCACUGUUUCAUGCUGUCCUUUUUCAUAUUGGCUUGUGUUAGUCUCUUUGGUUUUUUGGUGGCUUUGGCGUUGAUGGUCAAGACAAGGGGGAUCUACGCAGGGAUUGUGCGUCGGAGGAUGUUGUCUUGAGAUGUAUAUAUUAGUAUGUGACAAAAUUUUAGUCCCAAUGAACCACAAUCAAUUUUAUUAUAAGUGUAAUAUUCUUACUAUGUGACUGGUGUAUAAUCUAUAAAGUAUGAUAAUAUUUACAGUUUGAUUGAUUGUUUGAGUUGGUAAACUAUGCUCGAGGCAAGAAUUGUAAGUCACUUUAGUUUGCUAUGUACUAGCUGAUGUGAUUGAAAUUUA